Messenger RNA from Erinaceus europaeus (western European hedgehog), 2219 nucleotides. RefSeq names its product keratin 20 (gene KRT20). The transcript is spliced from 8 exons. The coding region runs from base 373 to 1650 and encodes 425 amino acids. The record is from RefSeq and is a predicted model, not a curated record. Gene Ontology annotation, molecular function: structural molecule activity. Lineage: Eukaryota; Metazoa; Chordata; Mammalia; Eulipotyphla; Erinaceidae.
UUGCAGAUGCUUUUUGUGUGCAUAUGAAGAGGAAAACAAAUAUCUGCCAAGGCAGGUGCAAGCCAUGAGAGAAAUCAUCUUUUGUGACCUCUGAUUUCAAAUAGGAAACUCUCCUGGGGGGGGGGGGGAGGUGGAAGCCUCUAAGACAUGCCUCUAAUGGUAAUUUCUGAAACAGAAUGAAACAAUUGCUGUACAAAGGGAAUUAAAAAAAAAAAAAAAAAGCCCAGUUGAACUGUAGUUUCAGUCCUAAGGUGAGAUGUCAGCAGAGGAGGAGUUUGCUCCUCCCUAUAAAAGAUCAAGUCAUCUGCCACCCAGAAGCAGACGCUGCUCCAUCCAUCCUAAAGUUCCAGGUGCUCCCUCUUAUAAUCCGCAAUGGAGCUCGCUCACCGAAGCCUCCAAAGAAGCCUCAGUUCCUCCUCACAGGGCCCAGCACUCAGUGUGAGCGGCUCUCUGUACAGGAAGGGGAGCGUGCAGCGCUUCGGGGUUGCCCCCAGUGUUUAUGGAGGGGCUGGAGGCCAUAAUACCCGCAUCUCCACCUCCAGACAAGUGGUGGGCUAUGGGGGUGAUCUAUUUGCUGGCAGUGAGAAGACAGCCAUGCAGAACCUAAAUGACCGCCUUGCAAGCUACUUAGAUAGAGUGCGGUCUCUGGAGCAGUCCAACUCUCAGCUGGAACUGCAGAUCAAGCAGUGGUAUGACGUAAAUGCACCCGCUGCCACUCGGGACUACAGUGCCUAUUACAAACAGAUAGAAGAGCUGCAGAAUCAGCUCAGAGAUGCUCAACACCAAAAUGCCCGGUAUAUUCUGCAAAUUGAUAAUGCCAGGUUGGCUAUGGAUGACUUCAGAAUGAAGUAUGAGAAUGAGCGGGGGCUACGCCUGACAGUGGAGGCUGAUGUUCAAGGCCUGACUAAGGUCUUUGAUGAUCUAACCCUAAAAAAAACAGACUUGGAGAUCCAAGUUGAAGAACUGAAUAAAGACCUGGCUCUCCUCAAAAAAGAACAUCAGGAGGAAGUGGCCACCCUGCGCAGAGCACUGGGCAGUACUGUCAGCGUGGAGGUAGACGCUGCUCCCAGCCUGAACCUCAGCGCGGUCAUGAAUGAAAUGAGGCAGAAAUACGAAAUCAUGGCUCAGGAAAACAUUCAGAAGGCCAAAGAGCAAUUCGAAUUCCAGAUUGAGGCUCUUCAGCAAGAAGUCACGGUGGGCACUGAAGAGCUGAAAAUUUCUGAGAGUCAAAUCAAGGAGCUGAGACAUACCUACCAGAACCUGGAGAUAGAGCUCAGGUCACAUCUCAGCAUGAAAGAAGCUUUGGAGCGUACACUGGAAGAUACCAAAGCUCGUUAUGGUGCGCAGUUGGCUGCCAUGCAGACAAGGCUUAGCUUACUAGAGAACCAGCUGAUGCAGGUCCGGUCUGACACAGAACAUCAGAUCAGCGAAUACCAUAUUCUCCUUGACAUAAAGACCCGGCUUGAGCACGAAAUUGCUACUUACCGCCACCUUCUAGAAGGAGAAGAUGUAACAAAUACAGAAUUUCAGUUAAGCACCCUGGAAGAAAAGGAUGUAAGGAAAACCAGGAAGAUUAAGACUGUUGUGGAAGAAGUAGUGGAUGGAAAAGUUGUGUCAUCUGAAGUCAAAGAGAUGGAAGAGAAUAUAUGAGCAGAGAACAUUCUACUGAGGAUCUGAAAAAAAGAAAAGCAACUAUAUUUCAGCAGGAAAUCAUAUUAAUGUGUUGUAGCGAUUAGACAAGAGGGCAAAAGUUGUCAGUCUCUGUAACCGAAUAAAAAUGUUUUACUCAGAGGAACUGCAUACUGCUUGCAAAAACUGAAAUCAAAUGAGCCCUGGGAUAGUUAAAAUCCUCCUUACUGCCAUCUUUAACACUGAAACACAUUAACCAAAGGCAAUAAGCUUAGCUAAUAGCAAUUUAUUCAGGUUCUGGAAAAUUACAGUACACUUCAGUUCCCUAGAUCACACAAGCAAAAGAGUUCGUAAAAUUUUCAAAUAAAGGAGUUGGGCGGUAGCGCAGUGGGUUAAGCGCAGGUGACACAAAGCGCAAGGACCUGUGCAAAGACUCGGGAUCCCAGUCCGAGAGUCCAGAUCCCAGUUUGAGACCCCGGCUGCCCACCUGCAAAUGGGUCGCUUCACAAGCAGUGAAGCAGGUUUGCAGGUGUCAAUCCCCCCCCUCACGUCUUCCCCUCCUCUCUCCAUUUCUCUCGGUUCUACCCAAC